AAGCAUUCCUCCCGCCUGAGAAAAAAGUAUCCGCUAGGAGAAAUUGUGCUCAACUUACAUAGGUCGUGGACCAACCUACCAACAGCUUCCAAAAUCCUUUGCUCUUAUUAUCAAACUGCUCAGCAUUAUAAUUAUCCUGUCCAUUUCCUUCUACAAUUGCUCAUUGCUGUAAUUAUUUUCCCUUACUCUUCAAAGAUUGUCUAUCAGAAGAAGUCGACAAGUCGUUGACCACUUUGUCAUCCACGACAAAGAACCAUGGGUUUUCAACUCCCCACCCCAAACCCUGAGAGGCAUGCUGGAAUGAGCGGUCUACCCCCCGAAAUACUACUCCUCAUCGUUGAAUCUAUUUUCAACAACCACCAACAGAUUCCGACGCCUGGUCACGAUGAAGAAACGAAAUCUCCAACGAUACCCAAUACAGCGCGUUGGUUGCCAUCUUACCAGCCUGGCGUCUGGAGGGAUACGGCAUAUCUAGCGGCUACUUGUCAGGGGUUCUACAAGCUCAUCAACCCAAUCCUCUACAGAAUGGACACCCAGUACAACCACUGCUCGGCUUUGAUCCUAUCGGCCAGAAGAGGCAACAGGAGCGCUGUUCUCAAGUCCCUUGCAAGCGGAGCCGACCCCAACUCCCGAGAUGUUACCUUGCCCUUGGUAAAGGAACAAGUCGGUUCGGGGUCGGACGGCGGCCAACAGUUUACUGGCACGCCUUCAAUGUACAUGACAGCCCUUCAUUGGUCGGCACUCCUCGGACACAGCCAUAUUGUGACCGUUCUACUGCAGAGUGGAGCUUGUAUUGACGCGAGGUCAAAUUCUGGUGGAAUGUCAUUAGGAGGCAACUACAGCCUCUCUGAGUGCAGGACCAUCGCAACAGCCAAACCAUGGUUCGAACCCUCGGCCUGGGGUGCUAAUGCCUUAUUUGAUGCUCUGUCAGGGGAUGCGUGGGCUUCAACAGUGGGUGCGAAUUUCAAACAAGACGUGGACCAAGAAUCGGCCAUAAGAUCACGCAGAAGGGUAGCCAAACUCCUUGUCCAAGCUGGGGCAUCUCUUAUCACCCACACAGAGGCACAGCUCCAUGCGAUCCACCAGGCCGUCGCCUAUGGCGAUCUCGAAAUGACCAAGUUUUUCCUUGACAUGAACGUGGAUCCUAACGUUCGAGAUCAUCGAGGAAACACGCCUCUUCACCACCUCGCAUCUUCCACAACGAACAUUACAGCUACGAAUCCAGCACUGCAAACACCCAUCUCGUGCACCGUCAGGUCCAAUGUUGCUGCCAUCAUCCAGCUACUGUUGCAGAGAGGCGCAGACAUCAAUGCUCCCAAUCGGAGAGGCUCUACGCCGUUCCAGUAUUGCUUGUCCAAACCUGGGGCUUUGAGCGUUGAUGUUGCCAUUUGUCUGGCUCGGAUAGGGGCGAAGGUUCAGGGUCACCUUGGACAGUACCACAGGUCGAGGAUGACCAAAGACCAGUUACGAGAACUGGAGGAAGCAAUUGUGAAGUCGAGCCACGGACAUAUGAAUGGGCCCAGGGACUUCAGGAUGGAGGGACGAAACUUAGCUUGGCUGUUGUCUGUCUAGAUGACCAACUGCGUGUUGGUGCUGUGAAAUGGGAAUUUAAUGAUAGAGACAUGGGAUAUUUUAGCCUUAACAGAAUGCAAUACUGCCGCCGUAGCGGCACUCACUUAUCUUGAG
Molecule: messenger RNA, 1686 nt
Organism: Pseudomassariella vexata
Lineage: Eukaryota; Fungi; Ascomycota; Sordariomycetes; Amphisphaeriales; Pseudomassariaceae
Product: ankyrin repeat-containing domain protein
Exons: 1
Coding region: 256-1572 (438 amino acids)
Molecular function (GO): protein binding
Source: RefSeq, a predicted model, not a curated record